UACCACCAACCAACACCAUCACCAUUACGACUCCAAUGGCCGCUGUUUGCCGGCUUUUGUUUGUUGUAGCAAAAGUCGCGUCGAACAAAAAUCAUUACUUCUAUCCACAUCCCUAUCACAACUGCCUCUAAAUAAAAUUGUCAUUUUCCCUGCCGUUUACUCCGCAGCAUCCCACCUCCCACAUGCUCGUGAACAGUUCCAGCAUGCUCGUAACCAGGAGUAAGGUGAGGAUAUACCUCGGCAUUUCCGUCAUGCUCAAUAUCAUCGUCCUCAUAACUCUCUUCCUGCCAACCGAUAAAGCUCAUGGACUCAUGGGGGAUGAGGCUUGGAAGGAACUCGCCAAGUAUGGGCUGACCAGGUGGUCGGAUGAUGGGGCCUUCUUGACUGUGCCUGCCAGAGGUUGCAGCAUGUGCGAAGUGGACCCGGUCCUUUGUGAAGAGAUUGGGGAGGACAAUCUCAAGCGAUCACUGGCAUUUUCGGGCACCAACCGCCGACUCAAACGAGUAUUAGCCAAACUCAGACGAGGCGAGACCAUUAAUGUCGGUGCCAUCGGUGGCUCUGUCACAAAAGGCUACGGAUUAAAUCGUUAUAAUGAACCAUACUAUCCUGACACACCUACUAACCUCCAUCGUAUCAUAUUCGACCACCUCGUUAGUCUUUAUCCUGCACCUAACGGAGUCAAGACAGAUGAUAGCGGAAGGAAAGAGGGAAAGCAUGGGUACAUCAAUGGCGGGCAAGGAGCGACCGGUACUGGUUACUUUUCUUAUUGCUGGGAGGAGCAUGUACCUGCAGACCUUGAUCUUAUCUUUCUUGAACAAGCCAUUAACGACGAGCUGCUUCUACGGAAUAUUGAUUCUUAUGAGCUUUUAGUGAGGAGUCUAUUAGAUUUGCCCACGUCGCCAGCGAUUGUGAAUCUGCACGUUUUCGCCCUCAUGUUCAACUCGAUAACACUGGGAGGUGAUUUGCAUCAAAGCAUUGCCCAAUUUUACGAUCUCCCUGUACUCUCUCUCCGCAAUGCCCUUUUGAACGACAUGCUCAAAAAUGAAUCUCUCAUCUCCGAGUAUUUCUUCGUCCAUCCCGAAGGCGACAUUGACCUGCGCCAUAUUUCGAGGAAAGGACAUAAUGUCAUGGGUAGAAUAGGAGCGGCCUACAUGGAUUCUCAAAUAUGUGAAAUGGACAAGUACGAGCAAGGUAUCCCUGGAGCGGAUUCAAUGUCGAUCGAUCAGCUUUAUCCGGUUGAGCCUAUCCCAAGGAUGCAAAUAAAUAUGAAGUACGACAAAGAUCUUGUCCUCCCGACUAUCAAACCCCAAUGUUUCUCAGCAAAUAGUGAGAAGCAUCCGCUCGUACCUGUUGAGAACAAUGGUUGGCGUAAAUGGAACUGGAAAGAGAAACAUUACCUUGUGGCCGAUGUCCCCGGCUCCCGAGUAUCUUUCAAACUUAAAACAAAUAUGGGUAAAAUAGAGGUACAGUACUUGCGUUCAUAUCAGUAUCAUCAAGGGAGUGCGAAGUGUUGGGUAGAUGAAGAGGUUGAGAAGGCCAUAAAGUUGGAUGGGUAUUGGAAAGAGCCCUACAAUAUUGGACGAGCCGUAACAAUUAGAGAAGGCCUCGAACCUGGAGAGCAUACCCUGACCUGCGAAUUAUUGAAACAGACUGCCGACCCAGAAGGUGGUUUGGAGUUUAGGUUGAUAUCCAUCAUGAGCAUAUAAUACUGUGUUACAUCAUGGCGUUGGAGUUUCUUCGCAUUAUUAGGGGCACUGCAGGUUGUCGUCGCAUGUCUAUUAGUGAUGAAUGGCAGUCUUGGCACAUCCUA
Cryptococcus deneoformans JEC21 is the source of this 1810-nucleotide messenger RNA. RefSeq names its product CAP64 gene product - related. The record is from RefSeq and is a predicted model, not a curated record. The transcript is spliced from 13 exons. Bases 183 to 1706 code for a protein of 507 amino acids. NCBI's taxonomy places the organism in Eukaryota, Fungi, Basidiomycota, Tremellomycetes, Tremellales, Cryptococcaceae.